Strongylocentrotus purpuratus (purple sea urchin) is the source of this 2496-nucleotide messenger RNA. RefSeq names its product polyadenylate-binding protein-interacting protein 1. The record is from RefSeq and is a predicted model, not a curated record. NCBI's taxonomy places the organism in Eukaryota, Metazoa, Echinodermata, Echinoidea, Camarodonta, Strongylocentrotidae. The transcript has 11 exons. Gene Ontology annotation, molecular function: protein binding; RNA binding; translation activator activity. Bases 144 to 1286 code for a protein of 380 amino acids. Gene Ontology annotation, biological process: regulation of translational initiation.
CGGAAAAUAGACUUCGCGAUCAGUCGUUUUGCAUGACUACUUGAAAAACUAGCGAACAACAAGCCACAACAAGAUUUGUACCUAUACUCAGCAGUGGGGUCUAAAUUUAUCAUUCUUGGGUUUGAAGUCCAGUAGUGUACAGCAUGAUGACCUUGUCAGCCACAGCUGUGGAGUUUACCCCAGGGAAAUACUGGAGUGGAUUACCAGUACAAGAAGAAAAGGAGUCUGACUACAUGUUUGAAUUGAAAGACAUUCUUUAUCAGCUGAGUAUCAACCCUGGCUUAUUUCAAGAAUGCAUGAACUCCCUGACGGACAUCCUUUCCGUGGCCAUCAGAGAAGAUUGGCAGCUGGAUGAAGUGGCAGAUGUCAUCUUUGAGCAGUCGACCAUGGAGCCAAACUUCACAUACACGGGAGCCCGGAUGGUCGAUCAUCUCUAUAGAAACUUACCCAAUCCACCAGGCAGAAGACACAUGCGAACCCUCAUUAAUCAAAGAGCUAAGAAUGUUGUUGUCAGGAGGAAAGAGAUGGCGUUAGAUCCUGCACAGCAGAAGAGGCUACAUGGAGUUACUAUGUUCAUGGCUGAACUCUUCAUGAAUAUGGAGAUUGUAGGAGGAGAUGGCACUGUUCAAAAGAUCAAGGUUUACCGAGCAGCACUUCAAGAGCUUUUCGAGUCACUCACAGACUACCCCUCAGAAGCCAACCUCAAAUGUCUGGGUAACAUAUUCAAGUUGGCUGGGAAGACAAUAGAGGAUUACGAUCGAGAAAUGAGCAACAGUGCGUCCUCUGAGCUCAUCAACAAGAUCUUCAACGAUGGAAGAAAUUACAUUGUCAAUGGCAAAGUUGACAGAUCUGUUAGAGAUCAAUGGCUGCAGCUGAUUGAAUUCCGAGCUUCAGACUGGGGCAGGAGGCAAGUCAAAGGUCAUAGGCCAAAGUACGAAGAGCCUGGUCCAGCAGGGGCAGCGGGGGCAGCUGCAAUGAACGGUGCUGCUGGAGGAGAUGUAUUUACGAAUAUUCCUACAUUUUACAGUGCACAGGGAACGGUUAUAUCUGCAGAAGAAGCAGGUUUCAACGCAGAGCUGUUUAAUCCUGAGGACUAUUCCUACGAAGAUGAAACCGACCCCAACAAUCUGAACUUUGACCCUGCCCUUGAUCAUUAUGGCUGGCAGCCCGAAUUAGGGUCGGGUUCGGAGUCCGGAGUAACGCAAGACAUGGCCGAUGCUUACGAGUCCUUCCUGAGGGAGACGGGCCAGGAGGACCAAUCGGGACAGACGUGGGCUUAUGAAUGAGGUCAUGUGACUGUUUGUGUCCUCAUGAUCAUGUGACUCUCUAGGACAGGGUGUCGGUUCAAUUGAGAACUGCUUGCUUGAGGAUAGCGACUUCCCACCUGGGCCCCAUUUCACAAAACUUUUCAUCAGUGACAUAUGACAGUUUUUGUUAUAAGCUACUGAAAUCCUUGCUUCUGAUUGGUUAUCAGCAGAUUUGUCACUAAUAUUUGUCAUUUGUCAUUGAAAAAGGGCUUUGUGAAACACCCACCUGUUGUCUCGGAAGGGAGUCGGAAGGGACUAUAAUCCAUGCGCACAUGCUGCCGAUCUUCAGGGAUGUCUUUGGAAUCAGCAACAACCUUAAACAGUACGGUUAAAGAGUACAAACAAUGUGACUGCACUUUCUACACUCGUCGUCAGUAUUCUGUGCUUUGAUGUGUUCCAACGUGUCUACAGGUGCUUCUGUGUUCACUUAAUACCUCUUCGAAAGAAACAAAUGAACAAAUCUACUUACAAAAGUAUAUAUAUAUUUAAAUCCCAGUACAUAAAUGUGCACUUGCACCUAUGUAAUUUUUUUGAGAAUCAAUCAAUUGAUUGUGUCUGAGUUAGCGCAAUUUUGGCUCAGAACAGACAAAAUAUAUAUAUAUAUAUAUAUAAUUGUGCACACUGUGUGCGUGAAUCAAUCUGGGUUAUAAUGAUAUCUAUAAAGCAUAAAAAAGAAGAUAUUCUGUUUUUGAGUGCCAUAUAAAUCCAGAUUUAUUCAGUAUCAUUAUUAAUUCUUGAUAAGGUUAGAUUUCUAUAACAUUACGUAAGAGUUCUGGACAGUACAAACUAAAAGAAGAUACAAACUUCAAAGCAGGGACACAUGAAGAUGAAGAAUACUUUGUAGGGUGGUCCAAUUCCUUCAUAAUACAUAUCAUGAUUGACAUUAAAUCUGUUUUUUUACAAUGUACAGAGAAUGAGAAAAGAAGAGCAACAAAGAAAUAUGAAUAGAAGAAAGAGAAGAAAAAAAUGUAAUAACUAAAAAAUAUUAAAAAACAAAGACUUUUAUUGGACUUUACUGGACUCAUAGUAAUAAUCUUCAGUCUAUUUUUCUCCUUUUAACCUCUAUUUUGUCAAUGUUUGGUUAUUCUUCAUAUACAUGUAGCUCCAUAGAGAAAUCUUUUUUUGUUCCUUUCAUCCGUAUUUCCCAAGAAUGAUUGUAACAAUAGACAAGAAGGUUGACACCCCCCUC